Sciurus carolinensis (gray squirrel) is the source of this 2442-nucleotide messenger RNA. RefSeq names its product histone deacetylase 10 (gene Hdac10). Gene Ontology annotation, molecular function: histone deacetylase activity. Gene Ontology annotation, cellular component: histone deacetylase complex. Gene Ontology annotation, biological process: chromatin organization. The record is from RefSeq and is a predicted model, not a curated record. Bases 270 to 2306 code for a protein of 678 amino acids. The transcript has 19 exons. NCBI's taxonomy places the organism in Eukaryota, Metazoa, Chordata, Mammalia, Rodentia, Sciuridae.
CCGUCCCGGUCCUCGCCUCGGGGCGGGGCUCGCGGGGGCGGGCCCGCGGCUCGGAAGCCGGAAGUCGGGCCCCGGGGUCCACGCUGUCGACCCGGCCUCGCUGCCUGGGCUCCCGGUGCCUGCCUGGCUCAGACUCGGUGCCCGCCGCCGAACUUGGUCCCGGGCGAGUGGGCCGUUGGGCUGUUCCCGGUCUGCAAGUUGGGGACCACGUCCCCAGCCAGCGGAGGGCGUGCCACGCCAGAGUGGUCCAAAGUGACCACGGUCUAGCCAUGGGGACCGCACUCGUGUACCACGAGGAUAUGAUGGCCACCCGGCUACUCUGGGACGACCCGGAGUGCCAGAUCGAGUGUCCGGAGCGCUUAGCCGCAGCCCUGGACCGCCUUCGGCAGUGCGGCCUGGAGCAGAGGUGCCUGCGCUUGGUAGCCCGCGAGGCCUCGGAGGAGGAGCUGGGACUAGUGCACAGCCUGGAGUAUGUGGCCCUGGUGCAGAGAACCCAGGCCCUGAGCAAGGAGGAGCUCCAGGUACUGUCUGGACAGUACGAUGCCAUCUACUUCCACCCGAGUACCUUUCGCUGUGCCCGGCUGGCUGCUGGGGCCGCACUGCAGCUGGUGGACGCUGUGCUGACUGGAGCCGCACACAAUGGGCUGGCCUUAGUGAGGCCUCCUGGACACCACAGCCAGAGGGCAGCUGCCAAUGGGUUUUGUGUGUUCAACAAUGUGGCAAUAGCAGCGGAACAUGCCAAGCGGAAACACGGGCUGCACAGGAUCCUCAUUGUUGACUGGGAUGUUCACCAUGGCCAGGGCAUUCAGUAUAUCUUUGAAGAUGACCCCAGUGUCCUUUACUUUUCCUGGCACCGCCAUGAGCAUGGGCGCUUCUGGCCCUUUCUGCAGGAGUCCAAUGUAGAUGCAGUAGGGCAGGGGCGGGGGCGAGGCUUCACUGUCAACCUGCCCUGGAACCAGGUUGGGAUGGGAAACGCUGACUACGUGGCUGCCUUCCUGCACACAUUGCUCCCGCUGGCCUUCGAGUUUGACCCUGAGCUGGUACUGAUCUCAGCAGGAUUUGACUCAGCCAUUGGGGACCCUGAGGGGCAGAUGCAGGCCACACCAGAGUGCUUUGCCCAUCUCACCCGGCUGCUGCAAGUGCUGGCCAGUGGCCGGGUUUGUGCUGUGCUGGAGGGUGGCUACCACCUGGAGUCCCUGGCACAGUCAGUGUGCAUGAUGGUACAGGCACUGCUGGGUGACCCUGUACCCCCGCUGUCUGGGCCCAUGGUGCCAUGUCAGAGUGCUCUGGAGUCCAUCCACAGUGUCCGGAUGGCCCAGGCCCCCUACUGGAUGAGCUUCCAACAGCAAGAUGUGGCCAGUGCGCUGAGUCCCAGCACCAACUCCCUAGAGGGGAAACCUGUAGUCCUGCUGCCUGGAGGUCCCACGUGUGAGGCAGCAGCAACUACACUGAGCUCUUUCCUGGACCGGCUGUAUCUCUGCCCCAUGCCCCGUGUCCACACGGCUGUUGCCUUGACUGCACCAGAUGCCACCCUGCCCCUGCCCCCUGAUGAGCUCUGUCAGGAGGGUUCAGCACCAAGGGAGGAGACAGAAGCCUGGGCCAGACCACACAAGUCCUUGGCCCAGGAUGAGGCCCUUGAUGCACUCGGAAAGCUCCUGUACCUUCUAGAUGGGAUCCUGGAUGGGCAGGUGAGCAGUGGCAUUAUAGCCACCCUGGCCCCUGCCGUAGAGGCCACCUUGGAUGUGGCGGUUCGGCGAGGCCUGUGCCAUAGAGCCCAGAGGUUGUUCUGUGUUGCCCUGGGACAGCUGAAUCAGCCCCCAGACCUUGCUGAUGAUGGGAGAAUUCUGUGGCUGAACAUCAGGGGCAAGGAGGUGGCUGCCUCAUCCAUGUUCCGCAUCUCCAUGCCAUUGCCAAGGACGACUGGAGGGUUCCUGAGCUGCAUCUUGGGUCUGGUGCUGCCCUUGGCCUAUGGCUUUCAGCCUGACUUGGUGUUGGUGGCAUUGGGGCCUGCCCAUGGCCUGCAGAACCCCCAUGCUGCUCUCCUGGCUGCAAUGCUUCGUGGGCCAUCGGGGGGCCGGGUCCUGGCCCUCAUUGGGGAGGAAUCCACACCCCAGCUUGCAAGGACCCUGGCUCGCGUGCUGCAUGGAGAGGCACCUCCCAACCUGGGCCCUUUCCUGAUGGCCUCUCCAGAGGAUAUCCAGGCCCUGCUGUAUCUGAGAGCGCAGCUGGAGCCCCAGUGGAAGAUGCUGCAGGUGGCCGGUGAGGCCCUCGGCAGCGGUGGCUCUGAACCAGCUGCGCAGGGCUGACGCGCGCCGGCCCCGGAGGCCGUGGCUGGGCGGUCCCCGCGCACGCCGGCCUGAGGCCUCCGUGCGACCGCACGCCUUCUCCGCACCGCGGCCCCGCCGCGCCCUCACUCUGUUAGUAAACGGUUAAAGGAAGUUC